Molecule: messenger RNA, 3122 nt
Organism: Ziziphus jujuba (common jujube)
Lineage: Eukaryota; Viridiplantae; Streptophyta; Magnoliopsida; Rosales; Rhamnaceae
Product: gamma-tubulin complex component 4
Exons: 16
Coding region: 255-2480 (741 amino acids)
Biological process (GO): mitotic cell cycle; meiotic cell cycle; microtubule nucleation
Cellular component (GO): spindle pole; centrosome; equatorial microtubule organizing center
Molecular function (GO): microtubule minus-end binding; gamma-tubulin binding
Source: RefSeq, a predicted model, not a curated record
CAAAAAAAAAAAAAAUUCCGGAAAGGUCCUUUUCUUUCCAAAAUCAAACCAACGCCGUUGCGAAAUUACGGUCAUUUGCCCAAGUUCCCACCAAACCCGCUAUUGCGCUAGCCGGCCCAAAACCCAAAAAAAAAUAAAUAAAUAAAAUAAAAAAAGGUUCUAAAUUGCCCGUUUCUUGCUCCAUUCCAAAUUCAAACUGGUUCAAGCUAAGGUCUGUAUUUGUGAGUUUGUGUCUCGGAAAAGAAGAAGAAGAAAUGCUGCACGAGCUGUUGCUAGCACUGUUAGGAUACACCGGCGAUCUCAUCAUCGACGAGAGAGAGCAUCAGAAAUCUCUCGGCAUCGGAUUAGCUCCCGGCGCUCCCAUUUCCGACGAGCCUACUUUCAAGCUCGCUCCUGAUAUCUCUUUCCUCCAACCAAGCGAAAAGGAUCUAAUCGAGAGGAUCGUCACCUUAGGGUUUUAUUAUAGGGAGCUCGAACGCUUUGCCACCAAGUCUCGGAAUUUAAGCUGGAUAAGGUCGGGGAAGGUUUGUCCUUUAGAAACCACUUCGGAAUUAACUAAAGCAAGGACUGAAAAGCACAGUGUGUAUCGUCGAGCCAUCGCUAAUGGCAUCGUCGAGAUACUAUCGGUCUAUAGGUCUGCUGUUCUCCACAUUGAGCAGAAAUUGUUGUCCGAAACGGUCCCCAUUUUGGCCACAGUUACUCAGGGCCUCAAUAAGUUUUUUGUUCUUUUACCGCCUCUCUAUGAGUUAGUUCUGGAGAUUGAGCGCGACGAUAUUCGUGGAGGUCAACUUCUUAACCUUUUGCACAGACGAUGCCACUGUGGGGUGCCCGAAUUGCAGACAUGCAUCCAGAGGCUUCUUUGGCAUGGACACCAGGUCAUGUAUAACCAGCUUGCUUCAUGGAUGGUUUAUGGGAUUCUUCAAGACCAGUAUGGAGAGUUUUUCAUUGGGAGGCAGGAAGACAGGGAUUUAGAGCAUGGUUCAUCUCAGCCAGACAUAUCAGAGAAGUUGGCACGCUUGUCAACUGAUGAUACAUCUUUAACAGAUUGGCACUUGGGAUUUCAUAUUUUUUUGGAUAUGCUACCCGAGUAUAUUCAUAUGCGUGUUGCAGAAUCGAUUUUAUUCGCGGGUAAAGCCAUUAGGGUCCUUCGCAACCCAAGCCACACUUAUCGUUUUCAGGAUGCUGUAUAUCAUCAGCAGAUCCCAAAGGGAACUCAGAAAUUUCAAUAUACUGGACAUUUUUCUUUCCAGAAUGAGCUUUCUGCUGAUAAAGAAUUUAUCGGAGAAGAAUUGCUUCCACAGUCUGAGGCUGAUAAGAUUGAAGCUAUGCUAUCAGAUUUAAAGGAAUCAUCUGAAUUUCACAAAAGAUCAUUUGAAUAUGCUGUUGAUUCCAUUCGGGCUAUUGCAGCUAGUCAUCUUUGGCAGCUUGUGGUUGUACGUGCUGACUUGAAUGGCCACCUGAAGGCUCUAAAAGACUAUUUUCUUAUGGCCAAAGGAGAUUUCUUUCAGUGUUUUCUUGAGGAGAGUCGCCAAUUGAUGCGUUUACCACCCCGUCAGUCAACUGCUGAAGCUGAUCUUAUGGUCCCUUUUCAGUUGGCUGCAAUAAAGACUAUUAGUGAGGAAGACAAAUAUUUCUCUAGAGUAUCUUUGCGGAUGCCUUCAUUUGGAUUGUCUGUUAAAUCCUCUCAAGGGGAGUUAUCGAAAGAUGGAAACUCUGGUGCUACUUCAGAAGUAGCCCUUGAUGGCUGGGAUGGAAUUGCUCUGGAGUACACUGUUGAUUGGCCUCUACAAUUGUUCUUUACCCAAGAAGUGCUCUCUAAGUACUGCAGGAUCUUUCAAUAUUUGCUUCGCCUUAAGAGAACGCAAAUGGAGUUAGAGAAAUCAUGGGCCUCUGUAAUGCACCAAGAUCACACAGAUUUUGCCAAACGUCGCAAUGACCGCAUAAAUUGUUCAGUAUCACAACAGCGACGACAGCGAUUCAGACCGAUGUGGCGUAUUCGAGAGCAUAUGGCAUUCUUGAUCAGAAAUCUUCAAUUUUAUAUACAGGUGGAUGUGAUAGAAUCCCAAUGGAACGUUUUGCAAGCUCACAUUCAAGAUUCUCAUGAUUUUACUGAACUUGUGGGUUUCCAUCAAGAAUAUCUGUCAGCCUUAAUUUCACAAUCUUUCUUGGACAUCGGCUCUUUAUCAAGAAUACUGGACAGCAUAAUGAAACUUUGCCUUCAGUUUUGCUGGAACAUUGAGAACCAAGAAAGCAGCACAAAUACUUCUGAACUAGAACAUAUAACGGAGGAGUUUAACAAGAAAUCAAACUCCUUGUACACUAUACUGCGCAGCAGCAGACUUGUUGGGAGCCAGCGAGCCCCAUUUCUGAGACGUUUUCUUAUGCGUUUGAACUUCAAUUCAUUCUUUGAGGCAACUGCAAGAGGAGUGCUGAAUGUUGUAAGACCUCGUCCGGCACUUACAGUUUUGAAUCAACAAUAGCAUCAGUUCGCUCGUGAAUUUAUAAGAGUAAACAUGCCAUAUGAGCGCUGGUAAAGUCGUUUUAUUUAAAGAUGUCUAUUCAACAGCUUGGUGUUCUUCCUCGGUUGAUCCUAUUUUGGGGGGUCCGUGAGGCUUCUGUUAAACAUCAGAUUGAAGGUGAGGUAGUGAUACUGGUAACCUGCUCUGGCUGAAGGCUUGCUCAUAUUAAUGGUGCAGUGGUAGAUGACCUUCGGCGCUUUGGAUUGAUUGCUUGGGUUUGUGGAUCCGAUGAUGUUUUUUUUUUGGUUGUAAUCAAUGCCGGCCUAGAGGUGCUGUUUUGGGAAUCUCACUCACAUUUGAGGUUGCUGGUCCAUUCCCUAACGUGGGCUGUAAAAGUAGAGAGAAGAAAAAGAAAGGUAAAUAAUUGAAGUAAGGAAUUUUUGGUUAGAUUGGGUACAGUUUCCUUGGAUUGUAAUUGUUAAUAUACCAUGCAUUUAUUCUUUUGUUUCGUUUAGACCUUUUCUGGUGGGUUAAAUAUAGAAAAGGUGUUAGAUUUUUCCUUUUAUCUAUUCGAUCUGAAGCAGAGGGAGUUAUCAUCAUAUGUCAAAUCAAAUUUCUUCGUGUUAUUAUUAUUAUCAUUAUUAUUUGCUUUUAUUUGGCUAA